AUGGCGGCCUCUUCAAGCCAUCCGUAUCAUUCCCCGGAGAUCGAGGACGAUCUCAUUGAUCCAGAUGAUGCUGAUCUCAAUGACUUCGAUGACCCUCUUUCACAACGCCAGCCACUCGCGGGCAACAUUGGCUCGUCGUCGUCGUCGAACCGCCUAGACGAGUCGUACCUAACAUCGCGCAUCCCGGGCGAGGACCGCCGGGCCCCACAGAACACCAUUGACGAGACCGUCUGGGAGACGCUGCGGCGGGACCUGCUGGCCGUGUGGUCCAAGAUGCGCGAGGUGCUGUACCCGCGCUACCUGUUUGGCGGCACCAUGUUUGAGUCGUCGGAGGGCAUCCGGGGCGCCUACGCCAACCUGCGCGGCGCGGGCUUCAACGGCGCCCGCGAGGAGCUCCAGAGUCUCGCCGGCCGCUUUGUCGACUCCGAGGCCCUGCUCAACCAGAACAACAUGACCCCCGGCCUGCGCGACUGGGACAUGUGGGGCCCCCUGAUCUUCUGCCUCUUGCUCAGCAUGCUGCUCAGCUACCGCGCCCAGAGCGAUCAAAAGGAUAUUGUCUUCUCCGGUGUCUUUGCCAUGGUGUGGAUCGGCGAGGCGGUCGUGACGUUGCAGAUCAAGUUGUUGGGCGGCAAUAUCUCCUUUGCACAGAGCGUAUGCAUAAUCGGCUACACGCUCUUUCCUCUGGUCCUCGCCGCCAUGUUCUCUGCCAUUGGUCUUCCCUUGAUUGCUCGGAUACCCGUUUACCUUGCGCUAGUUGCCUGGUCGCUGGCGGCAGGCGUCAGCAUCCUCGGUGGUAGCGGCGUCGUUCAGAACCGUGUCGGCAUUGCCGUCUACCCCCUAUUUGUUUUCUACCUGGGCCUGGGCGCUCUCUGCUUCAUCAGCUAA
Messenger RNA from Pestalotiopsis fici W106-1, 885 nucleotides. RefSeq lists its product as uncharacterized. Lineage: Eukaryota; Fungi; Ascomycota; Sordariomycetes; Amphisphaeriales; Sporocadaceae. Gene Ontology annotation, biological process: endoplasmic reticulum to Golgi vesicle-mediated transport. Gene Ontology annotation, cellular component: trans-Golgi network; membrane. The transcript is spliced from 3 exons. The coding region runs from base 1 to 885 and encodes 294 amino acids. The record is from RefSeq and is a predicted model, not a curated record.